Ascochyta rabiei is the source of this 1923-nucleotide messenger RNA. RefSeq names its product N-terminal methionine N(alpha)-acetyltransferase NatB. The transcript has a single exon. The record is from RefSeq and is a predicted model, not a curated record. Lineage: Eukaryota; Fungi; Ascomycota; Dothideomycetes; Pleosporales; Didymellaceae. Bases 1 to 1923 code for a protein of 640 amino acids.
AUGUCGUUGUUUGGUGGUGACAGCAGCGCGCCGCCAACCGAAUCUGAAUAUGAAUCCGGGUCCGAUCAACCACCAUCGCCCAUCGCGCCGUCACCACUCAGACCUAGCUUGCGUAGUCCUCCAAGCGCGCAAGCCGUGAACACCGCACAUGGUGCUCACGAUGUUGAAAUCGAAGAAUUCGCGCGGGACUUGGCCGGAAACGAUGCAGACAGCGAAGAGUCUGACGAUGAUGAACCGGAACGACCGAACCGGUUCAAAGGGCCACCGCAGACGUGGAAAGGCUACACCGCAGCAGAUCGCCAGAUCGCCGAAUCGCUCCAGCAGCUCCAAGACACCGACCUUGCCGCCCACCUCUACAAUGCGCAUGCUUUGAAGCGCCGCGUGCGCAAGCCUGCCACGGAGCUUUCGACCCUCAACAACUGGCAGAACAAGGACGCUUGGCUGAAGGAAGGGAAGGAACUGCAAUACACAGACGCCGCAGGGCAGCUGCAGACGGAGCUGGUUCCCGCAAAGGACUGGACGGCGUGGCCAUUGCCCCCAACUUCGCUCUACACGCUCAACAACGGAUUUAGAAGGGCUGCAGUCGAUCCGGAAGAGAACGAAUGGGUGAUUGGCGGUGGUGGAGCGCAAGACCCCGGAACAGAGCUGAAAGAAGAGAUGCUGGGCGUAUUCCUCCGGUUAGCAAAGCAUAGCUGGCACAAAAAGGAUUGGCAAGAUGAAGGCCAGCCAGAUGCAAAGAAGAGAGCGCGGUCAAGAGCAACAUCUAAACCACAGAGCAUUCACUCUGAUAUCGACAUGAAAAAUGGCAGUGGAGACGAAGAUGUGGCUGGAGGACAUGGAGUGAAGCGUGGGAGGAAACCUCAGCCUGAGCUGACUAUCAAGCCGGCCAUUCUUGCGGACGACACGAAGGCCCAUAGACUCUUGCAGCCGAUGGUCGCUUCUAUGCUCGACAAACUGGAUGACGUUGCGCUAGCGUUGCAGCGGACUCGUCUGAACCACUUCGGACGUGGGGGGUUCGGUGAAGGGUCGUCUCAGAGUGAGUUCACAACAGACGCAGAAAUUACCGAGCGAGAGUCUCGAUCCAGGUCCCAAUCUCGAGCUAAGAGUGCGCCCCGGAGUAAACCUGUUACCCGGCAAUCCUCACGACCCUCUUCCAGUCGCGCCAGUCGUGCUCCAAGGUCUACGAAGAAGGCUUCGAAACCUAAAGUGCAGUCUGAAGACAGCGACUCGGCUUCUGAUUACGGCGCUCGGUUUGGCAACAAAGACGGACUAGAGUUGAACGCGUCUCGUAGCCCAACACUUCGUCGGAAGCGAAGCAGGUCGGAGAGCACAAUGGACGAGGACGUGUCGAACACCCGCGACUGGUCGCGAGCAGGCCUUAUGGACUGGAGCGAAGUUCUCGGGAUUGCAGCUGUGAAAGGCUGGAAUCAACAAGCGCUCGCUCGGACCGCGCAGCGUUGCUCAGCUUUGUUCGGAGAAAGCAUGUCGUUCACGCCCUUGCAUGAAGAUCUUGCAACGAAACUCCCCGCCGACCCGGUCAAUUUUACACCAUCCACCAUUCCAGCUCCGAGCAAGCCCACCAUCGGUGCACCUCGCUCCACGAAGCGGCCAUACUUCCAACCAGGCGCAAUACGCUGUCCACACACUGACUGCUACGGACAUCGCAAGGACUUUGCAAUGUCGUAUCGAGUAAUUGAGCACUGUAGGAGGAUCCACGGCUAUGACCCUCGAUCCAACGAUUCGGAUAACGAAGAGAGAACGCAUGGCGGGGUUCAUAUAGACGGUUUCCUACAACCUAUCACCGCGAAGCAGGGAUGGCUGGGACAUGGAAGAUCAAAGGCAGGAGGCAAGAAGAGGAAGACGGAGGAGGCAGAUCCCAUCGAUCUCAAUGCUGUAGCCGCAGCGAUCGAAAAAGAAACGUGA